Solanum dulcamara is the source of this 341-nucleotide messenger RNA. RefSeq names its product salt stress-induced hydrophobic peptide ESI3. Gene Ontology annotation, cellular component: membrane. NCBI's taxonomy places the organism in Eukaryota, Viridiplantae, Streptophyta, Magnoliopsida, Solanales, Solanaceae. The transcript is spliced from 2 exons. Bases 111 to 275 code for a protein of 54 amino acids. The record is from RefSeq and is a predicted model, not a curated record.
AAGCCCUUAUUAGCUGACACACAUCUUGUGUAUAUAUAUCAUCAUAAUAAUAUCCCCUCCUCCUUUAUUCAUUCUUCUUCUUAAUAAUAAUUCCCAAAAGAGCAUAGAAAAUGGGUUCCGAAACAUUUCUUGAAGUCGUCCUUGCUAUCAUUCUUCCUCCUGUUGGUGUUUUCCUCCGUUAUGGCUGUGGUGUGGAGUUAUGGAUAUGUGUGUUGCUGACAAUUCUGGGAUACAUACCGGGCAUUAUUUAUGCACUCUAUGUGUUAGUUGGAUAGUAGCAACUCUUUUACACUGUAUAUGCCUCCUUAUCUUUCUCUAUCAUUCUACAAUAAAUACUCUCU